ACAGCCGCUGUGGACUUUGAAACAGACGAGCUGAUACAGAAGACCAUCAGGAGUGAGUUCAAGGACAGCACAGUGCUCACCAUUGCACACAGACUUAACACAAUUCUAGACUACGACAGGUAAAUUUAACGUUUAACGUUGACCAGCCACGUAUCUCUCGCUGGCUUUAUUUUGAAUAUAAUUUCAAGAACUACAACCGUAUCUAUAUCUGCAUACUACAGCCAUAUCUAUAUCUGCAUACUACAGCCAUAUCUGUAUCUGCAUACUACAGCCAUAUCUAUAUCUGCAUACUACAGCCAUAUCUAUAUCUGCAUACUACAGCCAUAUCUAUAACUGCAUACUACAGCCAUAUAUAUAUCUGCAUACUACAGCCAUAUAUAUAUAUAUAUAUCUGCAUACUACAGCCUUAUCUAUAUCUGCGUACUACAAAGGUAUCUAUGUUUGUGUAUUACAGCCGUGUCUCUGUUAUUAAAUUAAUUGGAUGUUAUUGGAAUGACCUUACAAAUUAAUCAUUUGUUCUCUUACAUGUUCACAGAGUGAUGGUCCUUGAUCAGGGUUACAUCAAAGAGUUCAGCUCACCCAACAUCCUUCUCAGUGACAAGACGUCCAUCUUCUACGGCAUGGCUAAGGAUGCAGGACUCGUCUAGGACAACUGCCUGUUAAUUUGGCAGAUUUUUAUUAUUAUUAUCAUGUUUGAAAAAAUUGAUUCUGGAUAUUCGGACGUUGGGCGUUUAAGGGCAAUGGGUAUGUAGGGGGUCAAUGGGUGUUUAAGGCAAUGGGUGUUUCAGGGUGAUGCUUCUUUUAGGGAAAUGUAUGUUAGAACUUAGUGUUUUAAAGGGCUGAGUGAUCAUGCAAGUCUUGAUUCUACUCAAAUGAUGUUAGUGUAUUCCCUUUUUAAAUAUGAACUAAAUAAUAUGCAAGUCUUAAGGUCAAGUAAUGUAAAUUUUGAUUUUUGCUAGAAAGUUAUUUUUGUUAGAAAGUUAUUUUUGUUUAGAUUUUGAUGUUUAAAUGAUUUUAAUUUAUUUUUCUUCUAGUAUGCAAACAUAAUACGAGGUGGGAAAUGUGCUGCCUUAAGAAAAUUUUAAGUCAUUUUUUUAUUUUAAAUUCACUGCAUUUUUAACGCUGCAAAAUGUUACUCUGGAUAUAUCACACUGCAAUGAUAUCAAUACCCCUUAUCCCCCCCCCAACCCUUAACCCGAGCCAGAAAAAGCAACAAAAAGUAAAACAAGACAAAAACUACACAUAGACACAAAUUAAUAUACAUACUCUUAGAACCAGAUGUCUUCUAUAAAUAACAAUGAGACAUAACAGCACUAGCUCUUAUCAUACUGUUGCUACUGCUGUAAGAUCAAAUAUUUAAGAUAACCGAAAAGCCUACAAUGGAAUAUUAGCGAAACUGAGAACUACACCGCGUUCAGUAGAUUGUGGGCCCUGAUUGUUGCUGUCAGCUGGCGUUCUCUCCCCCUUGACUGACCACACGGACCUAAUGAGCUCAGUCAUGGGGGACUAAUCACCCCCUGAUAGAAACCUGUCGCCACCACUGACUGCGGUGGAAUUAAAUGGUGUUUGUGUCAUGGGCUAGUUGUCUAAUAAUGAAACUGUGUUUAAGCAGAGUUGCUGGAUUCUGCUGGAAUUUUUUUAAUAAUUAAAUUGUUGCCUUUGUUUCACCUCACAUGACUGAGGGUGAGUUCUUUUGAUAUUGUGUUUAAUUUUGUCUAUGUGCGUGUCAGUUAUCUGAAAUGAUUUUUUUUUUUUUUUUUUGUAUUGGAAAAAUAGUUUUUUUUAAUUCUGGAAACAUCACUUUACUGUUUUCACGGCGUCGGCCUUUUUUUUUAUUUUUUGUAUUUUUUUUUUUUUUUUUUUUUUUGUUUUUUUGUUUUUUGAAAUUUUUUUUUUUUUUUUUUUUUUGUAUUGGAAAAAUAGUUUUUUUUAAUCCUGGAAACAUCACGUGACUGUUUUCACGGCGUCGGCCUUUUUUUUUAACGAUAACAAUUUGUUACUGACAAAACAAUGAUCAAUCGUUUGCUGUUCGUCAAAUGUCAAAUGUCAACUGUCGUUCUUGAAAAAAUUGAUAAUUCAAUCACGUUAUCGUUUUCAUAUGCAGUUUUGUGUGGAAACUGUUUUCUUAUCAAAAAUCAAUACGAGUGUUAUCUUAUCAAAAGUCAAUAAGAGUGUUAUCUUAUCAAAAGUCAAUACGAGUGUUAUCUUAUCAAAAGUCAAUACGAGUGUUAUCUUAUCAAAAGUCAAUAAGAGUGUUAUCUUAUCAAAAGUCAAUACGAGUGUUAUCUUAUCAAAAGUCAAUACGAGUGUUUAAAAUAAUUGUUCGUUGUAAUUUAAGUUGAAAUGUAAAUCUUUGUGUAUAUUAAACAAGAGCUGUGUUUACUAAAAAUAUAAAAUGAUAUGUUUUAUUACUGUCGCUAUGUGCAUUUCUUGAACCACCAUUAAACUGUAUGGGAUAAAUUAAAUGAAAUUAGGUUUAGAAUUUAGGACAAGGUUUUAAAGUGAUCUAUUCAAAACCAAGUUCCAGUAAAUCACAUUAUCUCGAAUCCAUUAUCGUUUGAAUUGUACGGCUGUAGCUGACACAGCACAGUGCUUCAGUUAUGUGAUUUAAAAUCAAAAGAAAUAAUUCUACAAUCAACCCCCUUUUCAAAUGUGUUUCCCUCUACUCUAUGUUUGUUUUUCCCAUCGAGUGGUAUGUGGUAGUUUUUAAAUGACUGUCAAUUAUUACCUGACUUGCCACAUUUAUUUUAACAAGUUAAUGAAUUAUCUUUAAUAAAAUAUGUGCGUAAUGAGU
Lymnaea stagnalis (great pond snail) is the source of this 2794-nucleotide messenger RNA. The record is from the annotation of a GenBank genome assembly. Lineage: Eukaryota; Metazoa; Mollusca; Gastropoda; Lymnaeidae.